Molecule: messenger RNA, 1433 nt
Organism: Scophthalmus maximus (turbot)
Lineage: Eukaryota; Metazoa; Chordata; Actinopteri; Pleuronectiformes; Scophthalmidae
Gene: smpx
Product: small muscle protein X-linked
Exons: 5
Coding region: 16-447 (143 amino acids)
Cellular component (GO): costamere; muscle tendon junction; M band
Source: RefSeq, a predicted model, not a curated record
UCUGCUUUUCUGACGAUGGGCCGGGUUCCAGUCGGGGAGGAGUUUCCUGUCUCUCCGAGCCAAUCAGGCCGAGCGGAAACAGGUCAGGUAGCCGAAGAGGACCUCAGAGGGAGCGCAGGCAGGGGCAGAGCAACCACGCGCACCAGGAGGUCAGCGCACUCAUCGGGGGGGAUUAUGUCCAAACCUUCGUCCAACGUCAAGGCCCUUCAGGCUAAUUUGAACAUCCCGAUGGGAGCUCUGCGUCCAGGGGCGGGACAUCCUGUCAAGAGGAGAGAGGAGACAGGAGACACAGAGGAGGCUCCGUCUCCGGAGCAGCCCAGCGCCGCAGCCCAGACACCGGAGGAGAAGAAGGCGUUGCCGGGCGCGGUGAAACUGCCCGGGCCUGCUGUCAACCUGUCAGAGCUGCAGAACGUCAAGAGCGAACUGCGAUGGGUCACCAAGGAUUAACAUGACCCCUGGAGCGAGCCCGGCGAAGGAGAGGACGGCGAAUGGUCUUCAGACACACAGACUCGCCCCCCCCCCCCCCCCCCCUCGCUGCGGAAAGAGAAGGCGAACAAACUACGAGCUCAUCCCCAAGGCACAAACGCCUUCCUGCGAAAAAGCCAAUGUCCGCGGGAAGACCAACGUCCAGCGACUCACUUUCUGCUCCUGCGCGCACCGAGGGGCCGGCGUCCACGAACUCUCAGUCAACCCGCACGAGUGGCGGGUGGAAACGCUGCAUCCUCAACAAGUCGGAUGACGUUUUGUCACGAAAUCCAAAUUGAAAUCGUAUUUUAUAUAUAAAAAAAUAAAAAAUAAAAUAUAUAUGUAUAUAAAUAUAUAUAUUUAUAUAUAUAUAUAUAUAUAUAUAUUUAUUGUAAAGCUUAAGACUCUUCUUUACUUUUAGAAGUUACUGACAUGUUAUUGCAAUUCUACGCUGUUUUGCUUUUGUUUGUUUUUUCGUCCGGGGAAUUUCGUGGCGAUCGACCAGCGAGCGCGAAACAAGUGUCGCACCAAAAAUUCCGGCAUCUGCGCCUUUACGCCAACCGCUCGGCGGCUGGAUUGCGAGAGCCAAAGAAGGAGGCGACCAUGGCGACGGAGACGGUUGUGAGGGAAACGUUCCGACGGUCCAGAUUAAAGCAGGAGGUUGGAGUUGAGAGGAAGGUUUACAGGCUAUGACGGAAAAUGAUCUCCGGCGAGGACAAACAAGGAUUACUGUACUAGUGGUGUGGCUUCUCCAGACUGUGUGGCUGCACUGUAGGUCUGAAUUACUCUUUUCUGAAUGUUGUUAAAAUUUGUGCGAUUUAAGAUCUAUUGUCGUACUUUUUGGUGAGAUACUACAAUGUUGUUCGUUGAUAGAUACGAUGAUGAUGAUGAUGAUGAUGUCUUCAGGAAAUAAACUGCAAUAAAUCAAGAUGGUUCUAAAAAAAAUAAAAUCCAACGUUUGCAAUUGA